Penicillium manginii is the source of this 1620-nucleotide messenger RNA. It is a transcript of the gene erg4, whose product is annotated as c-24(28) sterol reductase. Gene Ontology annotation, biological process: ergosterol biosynthetic process. The transcript has 2 exons. Gene Ontology annotation, molecular function: Delta24(24-1) sterol reductase activity. The coding region runs from base 1 to 1620 and encodes 539 amino acids. The record is from RefSeq and is a predicted model, not a curated record. NCBI's taxonomy places the organism in Eukaryota, Fungi, Ascomycota, Eurotiomycetes, Eurotiales, Aspergillaceae. Gene Ontology annotation, cellular component: endoplasmic reticulum membrane.
AUGGAUCGCCCCGGUUACAUCGAGACCCCUGGUCGUCGCUCCACGCGCAAGAGCUCUGCGGCCUUCGAUGAGGGCCUCGAGAACGGAUCUCCUGCUCCCCGAUCCCGGUCCAAGUCUGCCACUCGCCGUCGCACUUCCACCAAGGUCAAGACUGAGGAUUCUGAGGAGGACGAGGAGAAAAUUCCCGCUGUGAAAUUGGCCACCAAUGGCAAGGCCUCGACCCCUAAAAAAUCACAGGCUAAGACCCAGUCGCGCAUUGUUGACGGAUGGGAGGAAGGACUGGACCCCAAGGUCGACUACAGCGGACACAAGGAGUUUGGUGGCUCAGCCGGUGUCCUGGCCAUGAUGAUCGGUUUCCCUAUGCUCAUGUACUACAUGUGGAUCGGCGCAACCUAUUACGAUGGCAAGUUCCCUACUCGCGCGGAGGGGCAAAGCUUCUCCGAGUUCUUUGCUCACAUGGCCAACCUUGUCUACACCGGCGCAUUCCCGUCUCUCAAGGCAUGGACUAUCUACUGGGUCUUCUUCAUCUUCGAGGGUGCCUGCUACGUCCUGCUCCCCGGUGUCUCCAUGAUGGGACGUCCUUUGCCGCACUCGGGUAACAAGCAGUUGCCUUACUACUGCUCGGCUGUCUGGUCCUUCUAUACCAGCAUUAUCCUAGUUCUUGUUCUACACGCGACUGGCCUCUUCAAGCUGUACACCAUCAUCGAUGAGUUCGGCCCCUUGCUGAGCGUUGCCAUUCUGUCUGGCUUCAUCGUCUCGUUCAUCGCCUAUUUCUCGGCUCUGGCUCGUGGUGCUGAGCACCGUAUGACCGGCGCUCCCAUCUAUGAUUUCUUCAUGGGUGCUGAGCUGAACCCCCGUAUGUUCGGUAUCCUGGACUUCAAGAUGUUCUUCGAGGUCCGCCUGCCCUGGUACAUCCUGCUUUUCCUCUCCAUGGGUGCCGCCGCCCGCCAAUGGGAGAAUUACGGCUAUGUUUCUGGCGAGGUCAUGUUCCUGGUCAUGGCCCACUUCCUCUACGCCAAUGCCUGCUCCAAGGGUGAGGAGUGCAUUGUGUCCACCUGGGAUAUGUACUACGAGAAGUGGGGCUUCAUGCUCAUCUUCUGGAACUUGGCCGGUGUCCCCUUGAGCUACUGCCACUGCACCAUCUACCUGGCCAACCACGAUCCCUCCGAGUACCACUGGAACCGAUUCUUCCUGGCCUUCCUUUUCGUCGCAUACCUGUUCGUCUACUGGGUCUGGGACACCACCAACAGCCAGAAGAACCGUUUCCGCCAACAGGAGCGCGGUACCAUGGUCCACCGCAACACUUUCCCCCAGCUUCCAUGGCAGACUGUUGAGAACCCCAAGACCCUCACCACCGCCGACGGCUCCAAGAUCCUGGUCGAUGGCUGGUACGGCAAGGCCCGCAAGAUCCACUACACCUGCGAUCUCUUCUUUGCCCUGAACUGGGGCCUGAUCACCGGCUUCUCUAGCCCCUUCCCCUGGUUCUACCCUCUUUUCUUCGCCUGCAUGAUCUCCCACCGUGCGCUGCGUGAUAUCCAGCGCUGCCGCAUCAAGUAUGGCGAGACCUGGACCCAGUACGAGCAACAGGUUCCCUACCUGUUCAUUCCUUACGUCUUUUAA